AGGAUGGUUUAAUACAAGAUUUCCUAUCAAUGGACACAUGUUAUAGAAUCUCAGAUAAGUAUCUUAUCGCUAUGGCUCUGAUGUACUUCAAACGUGCUGGCCUACAUAUGAGGGAAUACACACGGAUUAAUCUCUUCGUUGCUCUAUCUCUGGAAAAUAUGAAUACCCAAUCUCUAAUGCACACCCAUCUCUGGCUAGAUAGCCAGAUCAUGUUGAGGAAGCCUUCUCACUGGGCAUGGUCCCGCGAACGAGCCGCUCACCACAGUGGGGCGCUGAGGAGUUACUUGAAAACGGACAACGACUUGCUCCCUAGGGGGCCGGGGGUAACGCCCCCAGUCUGCCUUCUCUGUGCCUGCGAUCUGGUAGAAGAAGAUACGGAAACAGCUCCCUCCCGCAGCAGCGGGACGCCUGCCACGCCACCGACCCAGGAUUUGAACAGCUUCCCUCUUCUGACGGUAGAUCUGGAAACGGAUUAUAGCGUGCUGAUCCUGCAGGAAUCUGAUAUGGAGACGGAGGGAACAGACAAGGACGGCCAGUUCCUGGGCUAGCGUCCGGUGGUCAAGGCUCUUCUCCACACAGACAUUAUUUCCGUUCUCGUUGGACGU
Molecule: messenger RNA, 605 nt
Organism: Pogona vitticeps (central bearded dragon)
Lineage: Eukaryota; Metazoa; Chordata; Lepidosauria; Squamata; Agamidae
Source: RefSeq, a predicted model, not a curated record